Messenger RNA from Gryllus bimaculatus (two-spotted cricket), 1089 nucleotides. NCBI's taxonomy places the organism in Eukaryota, Metazoa, Arthropoda, Insecta, Orthoptera, Gryllidae. The record is from the annotation of a GenBank genome assembly.
AUGAAAAACAACAAAGCAUUUAGGAAUGUUGAGUAUCAAUGCGUUCAUGCAUGUGUAUCACUCAACUCUAAGAACACACGAAAGAUGGGCGACCUCUUCUCGGGGCUGAACGACGGGCUGCUGAGCCGCGCCGAGGCGCUGGCGGCCGUGGACAUCGGCAAGCACCAGGCCAGCUCCACGCCCGGCCUGCCGCAGCUCAAGCACGACAUGAUGUACCACCACGGCAUGGGCGCCCCGCACCCGGGCGCCGCCAACACCCGCCCGCACCAGAUGGGCCACCACGGCAUGGACGGCCUAGACAUGCUGGACCCCAUCAGCUCGUCCACCAUGACGACGCUGGCGCCCAUGUCGGACGGCAGCGGCGGUGGACACGGCACGCACCACCCUCAGCUGCACGGCCCGUCGGUGUACGGCCCCACGGCGGCCGCCAUGAACAGCAUGAUGGGCGGCCACCAUCACCACCACCACCACGGCGGCCCGCUCUCCACGCACGGGCCGCCGGGCCACCACGGCCCGCACCACCCGGCGCACCCGGCCGCGCACCACCCGGCCAUGGCAGCGGCGGCGGCGGCGGCUGCAGCGGCGGGGCUGCACCCGGACUCCGACACCGACCCGCGCGAGCUGGAGGCCUUCGCCGAGCGCUUCAAGCAGCGCCGCAUCAAGCUGGGCGUGACGCAGGCCGACGUGGGCAAGGCGCUCGCCAACCUCAAGCUGCCCGGCGUGGGCGCGCUCUCGCAGUCCACCAUCUGCCGCUUCGAAUCGCUCACGCUCUCCCACAACAACAUGAUCGCGCUCAAGCCCAUCCUGCAGGCGUGGCUGGAGGAGGCCGAGGCGCAGGCGAAGAACAAGCGGCGCGACCCCGACGCGCCCAGCGUGCUGCCGGCGGGCGAGAAGAAGCGCAAGCGCACGUCCAUCGCGGCGCCCGAGAAGCGCUCGCUCGAGGCCUACUUCGCCGUGCAGCCGCGGCCCUCGGGCGAGAAGAUCGCCGCCAUCGCGGAGAAGCUCGACCUCAAGAAGAACGUGGUGCGCGUGUGGUUCUGCAACCAACGCCAGAAGCAGAAGCGCAUGAAGUUCGCGGCGCAACACUGA